GUGUGUGUGUGUGUACCGACAUGAGAAUCUCAACAAAACUGUGGCUUGCGAUGAAGGCCAUUGGGGACUUCUGACACCCACCUCGCGAGACUGACUGCAGUGGUACUUGCUGCUUCUCUGAAUCUCCGGCACUGCAGUUGGUUAGGGUUGGUUGUUGUGUGAUGUUGUUUUUGGUGUUGUUGAGGUUGUGCUGCUGUUGCUAGUGGCGGCGAUGGAGCAGGGAGCCUAAUCGCUUCGGUUGCGCACUCCGCUGCUGAAGCGUCUUGUGGGUCUGGAGUAGAAUGCUCUUAAAACUGCAGCCAGAUCAAAAAGGUCUCUUCAUCUGGGAGUUAGACUCAACUCUCUGUAGCAGCAACUGGAGUUGUUUUUGCCGUAGUUUUUUCUUUUUGAAUUUUGCAGCUUGAAAAUGAGGUGGCAGGACACUGCUCUAGAAAUGCCUCUCCUGUCUGCGUUUCCUAUGUUCAAGAACGCCAACCUCGAGCAGCUCUUCUUUCUUGAGUCGUUUGAAACCUAGAAUAUUGUCUUCGUUAUCCUUGGCGAAUUUGACCCACGUAGCAAAGAUUGUAGGCUGGGGAUUGUGAGUCGUCACCACAAUAAUCUUGGUUUCGGACCUUGCAAAGGGUGCAUUCUGUUUCAGAGUACUAUUGCCGGUGCCGUCAGGAUGUCUGCAUUUUACCGAAACAGUUCUUGUGCAACGCCAGCGAGGGUGAUGAGCCCAGCAGCCGCAGUUAACGGAGAUGAUGAAGAAAUCGCUUACCAGCUGCAAUUAGAAGCUUUGGCUGAGUCUUUGGCACCGAACCACAAAGCGUCGACUCCUUUGCAGGCAUCUUAUUCGUCUUCUUCGACUAGAAACUCCAGCGAACAGCAAUCCGGAUCCAUGGUUUCACCGAGUAACAUCACCGGGUCGAACGGGAAGCCCUUUUCUGUUUUUGGCCCCAAUGUGAGACCUACUGUAGGUAUAGAUGUGAAAUCGACACAAGAUGGUUUACAAUGCAGCACAUCUGGCUCAAGCAGUGUCUACACGGAAGCCGUCGUGGAGAUCGAGUGCAGUAUUUGUGCCGAGAUUCGACCGCACACCUCAUUCAUUAGCACGAACGGGUGUGAUCACGAUUAUUGCUCCGAUUGUAUCACACAGCAUGCGGAAGUGAAGAUCUCAGACGGGAACUCUCACAUAGAAUGUCCUCAUCAAAACUGCUGUCACUGUUACGACAUGCAGCAGUGCCGGCUUCUGCUGUCCCAAAAGAGUUUCGAGAUUCUUGAAACCAGACAAAUGGAAGCUGCUAUCCCCUCUUCGCUAAAGUUGUACUGCCCCUUCAAAGAUUGUUCGGCAUUUAUGGAGAAGUCCGAAGAUCUACCCAGGGAGAAAUUCGUCGAGUGCUGGUCGUGCCACCGUGGAUUCUGUUUGGAAUGCAACAUUCCGUGGCACGCAAACCAGACUUGUGGUGAGUACCGGGCAGAUGCUGAGAAUAGACACCGCUCAGGAGACGAGAAAUUGCGAGAUCUCGUCAAGCGGAAACACUGGCAGAUUUGUACAGAAUGCAAGCGAGUUAUCGAACUAAAGUAUGGAUGCUUCCAUAUGACUUGCUUAUGCGGCAAUGAGUUUUGCUACUCUUGUGGAGCUAAAUGGAGGAACAAGCGUCAAACUUGUAUGUGUAAACUGUGGGACGAGAACUUCAUCAUCAGGCAGAGCAAGCCAAGAUGAUAUUUAGAUCAUAGAUCUUUUUCUGCUAUUGGAAAUUCCUCGGCAGAAUGUGUAUGUAUCUGUAAUUUGGUUUGAGAGAACUCUUGUUUGGCAGAGUUGGAAGACGGUUUUAUGUCAGAUGGAUUUACUGUAAAUUUCUACAGGAUAUAUUUAGAGACCCGGAAACUUUUGUAGUAUUACACUCUUUGUUUACCUUUUUGCUUUUCUGUCA
Messenger RNA from Physcomitrium patens, 1913 nucleotides. Its product is annotated as E3 ubiquitin-protein ligase RSL1. Gene Ontology annotation, molecular function: ubiquitin-protein transferase activity; zinc ion binding. The record is from RefSeq and is a predicted model, not a curated record. Gene Ontology annotation, biological process: protein ubiquitination. Lineage: Eukaryota; Viridiplantae; Streptophyta; Bryopsida; Funariales; Funariaceae.